AUAUAUAAACACUGUCUGUUCAUUCGUAAGGGGAGAGAGAGAGAGAGAGAGAGAGAGAGAUGGUAAACGUGGUGGCAGCGAUGAAGCCACUAAUCCACGGGCUGGUGAAACUAGCCGGAUUGAGCCAGCAAACGGUGGAGAUCGAACCCGGGACCGUAAUGGACUUCUGGGCCCCGAAAGAAACCAAAACAGCAGUGAACAAAAAGCCAAACAAGCCCGUCGUAGUAUUCGCCCAUCCGUUCGCCGGCGACGCUAUCCUCAUGUGGUUUCCCCAAGUCCUAGGCUUAACGUCUCAGUAUUCCGUUUACGUUCCCGACUUCAUAUUCUUCGGCGGCUCAACCACCUCCAGGCCGGACCGUUCCGCGGAAUUUCAGGCGGAGUGUUUGGCAAGGGGAUUAUGGAAAUUGGGGGUGGAGAAAUGCACUGUGGUCGGGCUUAGCUACGGAGGAAUGGUUGGGUUUAAGAUGGCGGCGAUGUAUCCGGAGUUGGUCGAGGCAUUGGUGGCUUCCUGCACAGUUAUUGAAAUGACAGAGUCGGUUGCUCAUCAGAGUCAAAAGAAGCUCGGUAUAUCGCAGUGGUCGGAGCUUCUCUUGCCGGAGACGGCGGAAGGUGUAAAGUUUCUGUUCACGGCUUGUUGGCACAAGUGGCCUAAUUGGUUGCCUGAUUUCGUUUACAAGCACUGUCUCCAGGUGCUGUUUAGCAACAGAAAGGAGAAGGCUGAACUAUUAGAGGCUUUGAUCGUCAGAGACGAAGAAUCCACCAAUAUCACAAGUUAUCCUCAGAGGAUCCAUUUAUUGUGGGGAGAUGAUGACAAGAUUUUCAACUUGGAUCUUGCCCAAAGCAUGAAAGAGCGAUUGGGAGAAAACGCUACCCUCCAGUGGAUAGAGAAUGCAGGGCACCUCGCUCAACUGGAACGACCUUCGGCUUUCAACAAUCAUCUCAAGAGAAUUCUUUCAUCCACCUACAAUUCCUAAUAAUUUCAAGGGGAUAUGAUUUUUGCGCUGCUUGUUUUUUAUUGCACGUACUAUGUUUUCGUCGUUAAUGUAACUUUACCAUAUUACCACUUCAUAUGUGAAAAAAUAAUGAAUGGAUGGGUCUUAAAGUAAA
Molecule: messenger RNA, 1107 nt
Organism: Rhododendron vialii
Lineage: Eukaryota; Viridiplantae; Streptophyta; Magnoliopsida; Ericales; Ericaceae
Exons: 5
Coding region: 60-974 (304 amino acids)
Source: RefSeq, a predicted model, not a curated record